AUUUGUUUAUUGAUAUUUAUAUUGUAUUUAUCAAAAAAAUUUAAAAGUUGAAUAAAAUGGACGAGAAUAAUUUGGGAGAUUGUAAUGUUUGUGUGAUUGUUUCUUCAUUAGAUCCCAAAGAUUUUGUUGAACCAGAAUCAACAACAGUACUUUUUGAUUUCGUUGAAGAAACUCACGAAGAACGAUACAUUUUUAAUGCGUAUAGAGAUGUUUGUUUAAAACUAAAAGAACACCAAAUAUUGCACACAGUGCAUUAUGUUUCAGCAUUCUCCAGAGGAAUGGGAAAGGAAUUACAAGAAUUGACAAAAAAAAAUCAUAAAGUUUUUUUUGAAGAUAAAGAUUUUCCCUAUUCUGGAGUUCCUUUUAUUAUAUCUUCACAGUCUACUCUUGACUGUCAACAAGGGAAAGACCGAAAUGUUAAAGUAAAGGCUGAGUACAGAGAGAAAAAAAAUGAUGAAGCGGCAAGAGACCAUUCUUGUAGAAAACAUAAAAAUAUUGUGCAAGUUACAAAGAAAUUCGAUUGCCCUGCAAAGGUUCACAUAAAAGAAAUACUAGAAUUUCCAGAGUUUAAGGUUUAUAGAGAUUAUGAUUGGCUCAGGAAAGACACAUCAAAAAAACUCCGUUUAGCUUUGACUGGAAACAAAAAUAUGAUAGUGUCUAGAAAGUAUGUCUUGAUUAUACCAGAUAUUACUGUGCACAGAAACCAUUUAAUUGGCAAUGCAGCAGGUCUCAUUCAACCAAUUUCAGACGAACUUGUUAUCAAAAUUGGAGAACUAGUUAAAGGUGGAGUAAAUAGUGUAACAGAGAUGAGGCGGCAUCUGGAGAACUUUGUUCACAUCAAUUUUAGUUCAAGAAGUAUGCCAAAUAAAUCCAACAAACGCUUUUUCCCGUUGGAUGAAACUAUCCGCAACCAUAUGCUAAAAGCUAGAAAAAAAAUGUGUCACUCCCUAAUAGACCAAGAGUGUUUAAAUAAAAAGGUAGCAGAAUGGGCAAAUAAUUAUAAAGAAGCUUUUAUAAAGUUUCGUCCCAAAGGUGAAAACAAUUUAGAGGACAAUAAUCAAGACCUUCAAAAGUCCUUGUUGUUCAUUUUUCAAGAUAAAUGGCAAAGAAGGUUACUCUUGCGUUAUGGUAAUGAGCUAUCUUUUCUUGAUGCAACAUACCGAACUACUCGAUAUGCACUUCCUCUCUUCUUCCUAGUUAAAAUGACAUAAUGCGUGUUAAAAAACAUAUUUGGUAUUUCCCUAUUUGUGUCGUAUUUGGCAUUUGUCUCUUAACAUGAACACAAAUAACAAAUACAAAUUUUUAAGAAAUUUUCUCUUCCAAUUCUCAUUUAUU
This is a messenger RNA of Hydra vulgaris (swiftwater hydra), 1335 nucleotides long. Its product is annotated as calcium-responsive transcription factor. Gene Ontology annotation, molecular function: DNA-binding transcription factor activity. The record is from RefSeq and is a predicted model, not a curated record. NCBI's taxonomy places the organism in Eukaryota, Metazoa, Cnidaria, Hydrozoa, Anthoathecata, Hydridae.